Hyla sarda is the source of this 4779-nucleotide messenger RNA. RefSeq names its product gastrula zinc finger protein XlCGF26.1-like. Bases 129 to 1871 code for a protein of 580 amino acids. The record is from RefSeq and is a predicted model, not a curated record. NCBI's taxonomy places the organism in Eukaryota, Metazoa, Chordata, Amphibia, Anura, Hylidae. The transcript has 3 exons.
GCCGAGAGCAGCAGCCCCGAUCAUGUGACUCCUCCUCCUCCUCCAUGUGACUGAUCACCUGACUGUGACAUCAUCGCAGGUCCUGUUAGUACACUUCCUGUACUGCUCUGCUGGUGAAGGGAGCAGAUAUGAACAAUAUUAAUGCUCCAGAGACAGAUGUGAGCGGUGAUGAGCAGUAUAAGGAGGACAUUCCUACAGGGAAAGAUCUGAUCUAUAUUAAUGCUACAGACAUAAAGGAAGAAGAAGAGGAGACAGAUGUGAGCUUUGAUGAGCAGUAUAAGGAGGACAUUCCUACAGGGAAUGAUCUGAUCUAUAUUAAUACUACAGACGAAAAAGAAGAGGAGGAGACAGAUGUGAGCGGUGAUGAGGAGUAUAAGGAGGACAUUCUUACAGGUAACUGGCCAGAUGGCUGUACCAGGAGAUCAGAGGAGAAUCUUAUAUCUUCAGAUUAUAAAGCAGAUGAUGAUAUCACACAAGAUACAUAUGAAGAACAUUCCAUUAUCCCAGAUACACCCUCAGCUCUUCACAGCCAAGAUCUCUCAUCUCAUCCUGUUAUACAAGUCCGACCUAAAGAUUCAUCACAGGCUGUUAAGCAAAAUAAGGAGGAGCCAUUUUCAUGUCCAGAAUGUGGUAAAUGUUUUACUUUGAAAUACUCUCUUAUUAGACAUAAAAAAACUCACACAGGAGAGAAACUAUUUUCAUGUCCAGAAUGUGAGAAAUGUUUUACUCGGAAAUCACACCUUGUGAUACAUCAAAAAAAUCACACAGGAGAGAAGCCAUUUUCAUGUCCAGAUUGUGGGAAAUGUUUUACUUUGAAAUACUCUCUUGUUAGACAUAAAAAAACUCACACAGGAGAGAAGCCAUUUUCAUGUGCAGAAUGUGGGAGAUGUUUUACUUACAAAUCACACCUGGUGAUACAUCAAAGAAUUCACACAGGAGAAAAGCCAUUUUCAUGUCUAGAAUGUGGGAAAUGUUUUCCUGAGAAAUCAUCUCUUGUGAGUCAUCAACGAAUUCACACUGGAGAGAAGCCAUUUUCGUGUUCAGAAUGUGGAAAAUGUUUUACUCAUAAGCAUUCUCUUGUUAUUCAUCAAAGAAAUCACAGAGGAGAGAGGCCAUUUUCUUGUCCAGAAUGUGGAAAAUGCUAUACCGAUAAAUCACAGCUUGUUAAACAUCAAAAAAAUCACACAGGAGAAAAAUGUGAAAAAUGUUUUACACUGAAAUGUAUUCUUGUUAAACAUCAAAGAACUCACAAAGUAAAGAAGCCAUUUUCAUGUUCAGAAUGUGAAAAAUGUUUCACUCGGAAAUCAAUUCUUGUUCAACAUCAAAGAACUCACACAGGAGAGAAGCCAUUUUCAUGUUCAGAAUGUGGGAGAUGUUUUACCCAUGAAUCACAUCUUGUUAAACAUAAAAAAUCGCACACAAGAAAAACGCCAUUUUCAUGUUCAGAAUGUGAGAAAUAUUUUAUAUCUAAAUCAUAUCUUGUCAUACAUCAAAGAACUCACACAGGGGACAAACCAUUUUCAUGUUCAGAAUGUGGGAAAUGUUUUACAGAUAAAUCAAUUCUAGUGAAACAUCUAAGAACUCACACAGGAGAAAAGCCAUUUUCAUGUUCAGAAUGUGGUAAAUAUUUUACUCAGAAAUUUAUACUUAUCAGACAUCUAAGAAUUCACACAGGAGAGAAGCCUUUUUCUUGUUCAGAAUGUGGAAAACGUUUUACUCAGAAACCACACCUUGUUAAACAUCAAAUGACUCACACAGGAAAGAAGCCAUUUUCAUGUUCAGAAUGUGGGAAAUGUUUUACUGAGAAAUCACCACUUAUCAAACAUCUAAGAAUUCACACAGGAGAGAAGACAUUUCAGAGUAAUAAAUGAUGCAGAUAAGACAUCUGUAUAUUAACCAUGUACAUAGGAUAUCUGACAUUUAUACAUAUAUCAUAUACUGCAUCUCCAAACUUGUUCCCAAUUGAUAAUAAAAGUUUUCUUUUAGAACGUAGUCACCGAUCCAGCGAUGUCAUCACUAUAGUUUACAUGGUAGGAAAAGAGUGUGAUAUAUGGUUGUGAUAUUCACUGCUCCUCAUGGAGAAGACCCAACAGGUAUAAUCCAUGGGGAGCUGCUACUGGAGACCCAAACACCUCAGAGAGAAGGGACUUAUUCCAGUGAUGAAGAAUUCCAGGACAUGACCAGAUUAGAGACACAAAAUCACUUCUAUCUUCUGGCUUCUAGGACAUUAUUCUGAUGGAAGAACUUUACACACUAUAAAAAGUCCUAUAGGUGUUGGGGAACAUUUAUAGACAAUUGUUGGCCCCGGCUGUCAUGGCGUACCAUAGGCCCCCUGCCUCCAUAUUACACAGGUCUGAUGGGGGAACAGGGUAAGUAAGGGUUAAUGUUUAUGGUUCUAACAAUAACUGUACAAGGAUAUAUAAGAAGUAAGGAAUAUAUGAGGGUAAGGCUAUGUUCACACGGUAAUGUAUGCACAGGAAAUCUCUGGGAGGACCCUACCCUGAAUGUGGAGCGCAUGCAUAACAUGCUGGCACUAGGACCGCUCGGGAAUGCCCCAUCUCAUAGAUGACAAUGCAUUUCAUGGGGAGUCUGCAGAAAAAUAGACGUGUAUAUUAUCUCUGCGGACUCCAGAAUUUAAACUUCUGCUCCAGAUGUUUUCGGCGUGGAAAUUCUGCUAUGUAAACAGUGCAGCAGAAUUCCAUUGAAUUCAAUAGGACUCUCCUACUGUCGAAUCUCUGCGGAAAUUAUUCCUUGUAAACAUAGCCUAAGGCAAGGUUUCCACUGGCUUUUUUCCUGCAUUAAUUUUUUUGGGGGAAAAACGCAGAAAAAAAUGCCUGAAAAAACAUCCGCACAUUUUUGUUUUUUUUUCUCCUGAAAAGUUUUUUCCUAUCCCUGUGUCCAUCCUUUUUUUUUUUUUUUUUUUUUUACUUUUUGGUAAGUAUUUCAGAAAAACAACACCAAUUGAAUACCCCCAUUGUGUUUUUAAUAGCUGUUUUUUUUCUCUCCCAUAGACUGUACUGGGAGAAAAACGUCAAGAAAUAAAGGGAAAAAAAUGCCAUAGUCUAAACGUGCUGUGAUUUUGAAAAACUACCCAAAAAUGCUCAAGAACAGCAAGGUUGAAGUAAAAAAUAAAAAACAGCAUAGAGAACAAUGCCAUGUGGCUAUUGCGUUUUGCAAUUCCCUAUGGACUUGCAGCUAACUGGCAACAGCGAUUUUCCAGGUGCAUAAACAACAUGGGAUAUUUUGGCCGUUUUUUCCCCAAUAAAAACUUGGAAACCUAGCCGAACUUUUCAGAAAUUGCGAGUUCAAUUCAGCUCAAUCCGACUUGAACGGGCAAUGAAAUAAGCCCCUAAACACAUUUAUAACACUGCCUAACACCUCUAAACCCCUCAGAAUAUGUCAUAGUGGAACACCAUAGGAAGUUGUAGUAGUCUGUAGUAAGGCAGCAGGUUGAGAUACCUUUAAAAUUAAUUCACAUUUGGCCAGCCAAGGUGACCCAGGCCUGGCUGGCUGGACGGAGAGAGGUUGCAGUAGCAACCUUCAGCAUGUCACAGUGGUUUACUGGAAAAAGUUGUAGUAGCCUGUGUACAACAGCAGGUUGAGAAACCUUUAAAAUCAAUUCGAAUUUUGCCCCAGUCAGCUAGGGAGCCCGGCUGGAAGUAGCAGGUUUGCCAAAAAAAAAAACUAUUUUAAUUUGGCCAGCAGCCCUGGCUGCCGCAGGGUGUUUGCAAAAGCAAAUGCAAUAAAUUAGAAUUUUGCCCCAGCCAGGCAGCCCAGACCUUGCUGGAAUUAGCAGGUUUGCCAAAAAAUCUAUUUUAACCCCUUAAGCCCUUGUUGGUCUUGUGGACCAGACCAAUUUUAUUUUUGUGUUUUUCGUUUUCAUUUUUUCCUACUCGCCUUCUAAAAUCCAUAACUCUUUUAUGUUUUCAUCCACAGACCCAUAUAAGGGCUUGUGUUUUGCACAACCAAUUGUACUUUGUAAUGACACAUCAUCUUACCAUGAAAUGAACGGCGAACCCCAAAAAAAUUUUGUUUGAGGAAAUUUAAAUGAAAAACGCAAUUUUGCUAAUUUAGGAGGGUUUUCAUUCUGUACACUUUAUGGUAAAAAUUACGCUUUCUUUAUUCUGUGGGUCAAUACGAUUAAAAUGAUAUUCAUGAUUACAUACUUUUCUAUUAUUGUACGCCUGGACAAUCUUCUGUGGAAGAAGACCCCUGGAUAGCGGCGAAGGGAUCUCUGUCUACCAUCUUGGAUGACUGGAUCCCCGGGGUGCAGAUCAGAUCAGCCAUAACAAAAGCCACACUGUUGCAGAUGCCGUCAUCUGUAUUGAGCGCAGUAUCUGAGGGGUUAUUGGCGGACAGCUCAAUCGCUGAUAGAAGCAGGGACCUGCCGUGCAUUACAGGACGUAAAUGUUCGUCCUGGUGUGCGAAGUACUAGCGCAUCAGGACGUACAUUUACGCCCAUUGUCCUUAACCCCUUAAGUACGCAGCCCUUUUUCACCUUAAGGACUGAGCCCUUUUUCGCAAUUCUGACCACUGUCGCUUUACGAAUGAAUAACUCGAAAAUGCUUUUACCGAAUAUUCUGAUUCUGAGAUUGUUUUUUCGUGACAUAUUCUACUUUAUUUUGGUGGUAAAUUUUCGUCGUUACUUGCAUCCUUUUUUGGUGAAAAAUCCCAAAAUUUCAUGAAAAUUUUGAAUUUUUCUAACUUUGAAGCUCUCUAAUUGUAAGGAAAAUGUAUUUGUGAAUAAAAAUAAAAUGUAUUGGAAUAUCCAAUAUGUCC